Molecule: messenger RNA, 2513 nt
Organism: Acyrthosiphon pisum (pea aphid)
Lineage: Eukaryota; Metazoa; Arthropoda; Insecta; Hemiptera; Aphididae
Product: 3-hydroxy-3-methylglutaryl-coenzyme A reductase-like
Biological process (GO): sterol biosynthetic process; coenzyme A metabolic process; isoprenoid biosynthetic process
Cellular component (GO): endoplasmic reticulum membrane; peroxisomal membrane
Molecular function (GO): hydroxymethylglutaryl-CoA reductase (NADPH) activity; protein binding; NADP binding
Source: RefSeq, a predicted model, not a curated record
AUGCCGGUGCGCGGCGGGGAACCACAACGUUAUGUGCAGUGGCGUAAAUUGAGUGGUGCAAAUGCGGCACUUGCACCACCACAUCUAAAAUGUGAUGGUGCAAAGGAUAAAAGCUUGUGUAAUAAGAACAUCAAUAUUACGAAUAAAAAUAUGAUCAAUACAAGAUUUAGUGCUAUUGGUCACGCGACCAGUUUAUUGGCACAAUUUGCACUAAGUGGCUGUUCACAGAGCGAAGUAAUAAACAAUAUAUCUAAAAGCAUGUCAUUGCUAGGUCCAUCAUUUUCUUUGAACUCAAUUGUAUGUAUUCUUGCUAUCAGUGUCGGGAUGCUGCCAGGUGUCCAAAUUUUAGAAACACUGUAUCGUAUGUUAACAUGCAUGUCAUUCAUUGCGAACUAUGUGGUAAUCAUGAGUUUUUAUCCAGCUUGUUUAUCCUUGGUAUUGGAUGUAAGAGAUGAAAAUGGUAUGUCGUUUUGGGGUGACCGUUCUCAGAUAACUGUCAUUUACAAUGAUCAUAAAACUUAUCCAAUCACACAACGCGCUAAGGUGAUAAUGUCAGUUGGUGUAAUGAUUGUUCACGCGCAGAGAAAGGAGAACAUUCAGUUUGCCUUUAAACUUGAAACUUGUUCACUACAUUUUAGUCGAUGGGCAUUGAGUGGUAUGGAAACAGAAGCAGAUAAUAUGUUAGGAAUACAAGUUAGCAAGUUUAUUGUAUUUAACGAAACUGAAAAGAAUAACCAUCUUUCUGUUCAUAGCUCUAUUAUGCAUUGGAUGGCUAGUGGGGCCGAUCAUAUAGUUAUAUUGAUACUUUUACUAUCAAUGAUAGUUUGGUUUUGGUUCUUUGGAGACCGUGAUGAUCUAGCUCAUACCUUAGCUCAGGUGAAUAAAAAACAGUCAACUAACACAUCCGUUCAUUCAGUACGUCAUGUCCUUGAAACCCAAAAAAAUUUUAAACAUACACAUAGCCAAACUGGGUAUCGAAAAGCAUCAGUUUAUACUUCCAACAAAAUGGUUCAAACAGAAAAUGUUGAUGGUGACAACAAUGUGGAAAUCAGACCUUUUGAUGAAUGUUUAGAUAUUUAUAAAACUCAGAAAUCAGCUGACAAAUUAAAUGAUGAUGAAGUAUUAAUGUUGGUGAAAUCGAACCAUAUAAAACCCUACAUGUUGGAAAAAUGUGUCAAUAACCCAGAGAGGGGUGUUGGUCUUAGAAGAAAAAUAAUUGCAGCAGAAAGCAAUCUAAUGGAAGCCUUAAUACAAUUACCUUACAUUGGUUAUGACUAUUCUAAAGUACUAGGAACCAAUUGCGAAAACGUUAUAGGAUAUGUAGCUGUGCCUGUUGGAGUUGCUGGACCAUUACUUGUGGAUGAUGUGUUUUAUCAAGUACCCAUGGCGACCACUGAAGGUUGUUUAGUGGCCAGUACAAACAGAGGAUGUAGAGCACUGACAAUGUGCGGUGGCGUUAUAACUAGAGUUGUGGAUGAUGGUAUGACUAGAGGACCCGUUGUCCGAUUUUCUUCAGUUACUACUGCUAGCAAAGCAAAAAUGUGGAUGGACAAUCCAGAAAAGUUCAAAAUAAUUAAGUUGGCAUUUGAUUCAACGAGCAGAUUUGCAAGACUCACAAAAUUACUUGUGCGUAUUGCUGGUCGACAUCUGUUUAUUCGGUUUACAGCUUCUACGGGUGAUGCAAUGGGCAUGAAUAUGUUAUCCAAAGGAACAGAAAAAUCACUCCAAGUUAUUGAAGGAUACUUCCCCGACAUGGAAGUUUUAAGUUUGAGUGGUAAUUUUUGUUCUGACAAAAAGCCAGCCGCAGUCAAUUGGAUUGAAGGCCGUGGAAAAUAUGUUGUUAGUGAAGCAAUUGUACCUUCAAAAAUUGUCACUGAGGUACUAAAAACUACUGUAGGAGCAUUGGUUGAUGUUAACAUAAGCAAAAACUUUAUAGGAUCAGCAAUUGCUGGUAGUAUUGGAGGAAAUAAUGCACAUGCAGCCAAUGUUGUUACAGCUGUAUACAUUGCUACAGGACAAGAUCCAGCGCAAAAUGUGGCGAGCAGCAAUUGCAUGACACUGAUGGAAGCAUUUGGUGAAGACCUGUAUGUAUCAUGUACAAUGCCUUCGGUUGAGGUUGGUACAGUAGGCGGAGGAACUUCAUUACCUGGUCAAUCUGCGUGUUUAGAAAUGCUUGGCGUACGAGGUGCAAACUCUCAAACCCCUGGGGCCAACGCCAAACAAUUAGCACGUAUACUGUGUGCAACUGUUUUAGCCGGCGAACUGUCGCUGAUGUCGGCCUUGACUGCUGGUCAUUUAGUAAAAAGCCACAUGAUUCACAAUCGGUCCGCUCCUUCCAUUCAGAAUUUAGAAUCAGAACCAUGCAAAUCAACCAGAUAAUUUACGCACCGUGUGUCUUGAAUAACGUGAAAUUAAUUUAUUUUACUUCAUACUUAUUACUCAAUUCUAUUUUGUUAGAAUCUAUGUUGUAUAUAAACAAAUGGCUUUUAUUAUAAAGUCAAUAUUUUCUGUGA